Choloepus didactylus (southern two-toed sloth) is the source of this 4404-nucleotide messenger RNA. It is a transcript of the gene TIMELESS, whose product is annotated as timeless circadian regulator. The record is from RefSeq and is a predicted model, not a curated record. Gene Ontology annotation, cellular component: replication fork protection complex. Gene Ontology annotation, molecular function: DNA binding. Gene Ontology annotation, biological process: DNA repair; replication fork arrest; DNA replication checkpoint signaling. NCBI's taxonomy places the organism in Eukaryota, Metazoa, Chordata, Mammalia, Pilosa, Megalonychidae. The transcript is spliced from 29 exons. The coding region runs from base 252 to 3857 and encodes 1201 amino acids.
UUCCUUUUUCCUUACUUCACCACCAACCCCCCUGCCCACUCGGUAUCUGGUGGACCAGCCCGGCUCGCCACGCCCCGCUCCCCAGGCUGACAGGGACUGGUCCCGCGGAGUCUAGUGGCGGGAAAGGCUGCGGCCCGGCGCCUGAAGCCUGCUGGCUCCGCGGGCAUCCCGAGGACCCGCGGGGAGCGGGCCUCAUCAUUUCUGUCUCCUCUAUCUCCACCUACCUUACUUCUCCAUUGGUCCACCGGUAUAUGGACUUGUGCAUGAUGAAUUGUGAACUUCUAGCCACAUGUAGUGCCCUUGGGUACUUGGAGGGAGACACUUACCAUAAGGAACCAGAUUGCUUAGAGAGUGUGAAGGACUUGAUCCGUUACUUGAGGCAUGAGGAUGAGAUGCGAGAUGUGCGGCAGCAGCUGGGAGCAGCCAAAAUCCUACAGAGUGACCUUCUACCUAUCCUUACCCAGCACCACCAGGACAAGCCUCUCUUUGAAGCUGUUAUCAGGCUGAUGGUGAACUUGACACAACCAGCCUUGCUCUGUUUUGGCAGUGUGCCCAAGGAGCCCAGCUUCCGGCACCAUUUUCUGCAGGUGCUAACUUAUCUGCAGGCAUACAAAGAGGCCUUUGCCAGUGAGAAGGCUUUUGGAGUCUUCAGUGAGACCUUGUAUGAGCUGCUGCAGCUGGGCUGGGAGGAACGACAGGAGGAAGACAACAUGCUGAUUGAGCGAAUCCUACUACUGGUCAGAAAUAUUCUCCAUGUCCCAGCUGACCCUGAUCAGGAGAAGAGGAUUGAUGAUGAUGCCAGUGUCCACGACCAGCUUCUCUGGGCAGUUCACCUCAGCGGCCUGGAUGACCUGCUCCUCUUUCUGGCCAGCUCAUCUGCUGAGCAGCAGUGGAGCCUACAUGUGCUAGAGAUUAUCUCUCUUAUGUUCCGUGACCAGAACCCUGAGCAGCUGGCAGGAGUAGGGCAAGGGCGCUUAGCUCAGGAGCGGAGCACGGAUGUGGCGGAACUGGAGGUGCUGCGGCAGCGAGAGUUGGCAGAAAAGAAGAAUCGAGCCCUCCAGCGAGGCAACAGGCAUUCUCGAUUUGGGGGCUCUUAUAUUGUCCAGGGGCUGAAAUCCAUUGGGGAGAGAGACCUCAUCUUUCACAAAGGUCUUCACAAUCUUCGAAACUACAGUUCGGAUUUGGGAAAGCAGCCCCGAAGGGUGCCUAAACGUCGCCAGGCUGCCCGGGAGCUGUCCACUCAGCGCCGCUCUGCCCUCAAUGUGAGACUUUUCCUCAGAGAUUUCUGCUCCGAGUUCCUGGAGAACUGCUAUAACCGGCUCAUGGGCUCAGUGAAGGAUCACCUGCUUCGGGAGAAGGCUCAGCAGCAUGAUGAGACUUACUACAUGUGGGCCUUGGCUUUCUUCAUGGCCUUCAACCGAGCUGCCUCCUUCCGGCCAGGCCUGGUUUCUGAGACCCUCAGCGUCCGUACCUUCCACUUCAUCGAGCAGAACCUCACUAACUACUAUGAAAUGAUGCUGACCGAUCGCAAGGAAGCCGCCUCUUGGGCCCGCCGGAUGCACCUGGCUCUGAAGGCCUAUCAGGAGCUUCUGGCCACAGUGAAUGAGAUGGACAUGUCCCCAGAUGAGGCUGUGCGGGAGAGCAGCCGCAUCAUCAAGAACAACAUUUUCUAUGUAAUGGAGUACCGAGAACUAUUCUUGGCACUCUUUCGAAAGUUCGAUGAGAGAUACCAGCCCCGAUCUUUCCUUCGUGACCUGGUGGAAACCACCCAUCUCUUUCUCAAGAUGUUGGAGCGAUUCUGUCGGAGCCGUGGGAACCUAAUAGUGCAGAACAAGCAGAAGAAGAGAAAGAAGAAGAAGGUCCUAGACCAGCCCAUUGCUUCUGGUAAUGUCUCCUAUAGUGCAGAGGAGCUGGAGGCUAUGUGGCCAGCCCUGGCUGAGCAGCUACAAGUCUAUGCCCAGGACCCUGAGCUCAGUUUGGACUCCAUGGUUCCCUUUGAUGCGGCCUCCGAGGUGUCAGUGGAAGAGCAGCGAGCUGAAGCGAUGUUGCGGAUCCAAGACUGUCUCCUGGCUGGCCAGGCCCCACAGGCCCUGACCCUCCUGAGGUCUGCCCGGGAAGUGUGGCCAGAAGGAGAUGUGUUUGGCUCUCAAGACAUUUCCCCAGAGGAAGAGAGCCACCUGCUAAAACAAAUCCUCUUGGCUCCACUUCCCCGGCAGCAGGGGCCAGAGGAACUAGGGGCAGAGGAAGAAGAGGAAGAAGAAGAGGAGGAGGAGUUGCAAGUGGUCCAGGUGUUAGAGAAAGAAUUUAAUUUCCUGGACUACCUGAAACGCUUUGCGUGCUCCACUGUUGUCCGAGUUUACGUGUUGCUGCUGCGGAGCUACCAGCAGAACAGUGCCCACACUAACCACUGUGUUGUCAAGAUGCUGCACCGGCUGGCCCAUGACCUCAAAAUGGAAGCCCUACUUUUCCAGCUCUCACUCUUCUGCCUCUUUAAUCGUCUGCUUAGUGACCCUGCUGCUGGGGCCUACAAAGAGCUAGUGACUUUUGCAAAGUACAUCCUGGGCAAGUUCUUUGCACUGGCUGCAGUCAACCAGAAAGCCUUUGUGGAGCUGCUGUUCUGGAAGAACACUGCUGUGGUUCGCGAGAUGACUGAGGGCUAUGGCUCCCUGGAUGGCGGGUCUUCCAGUCGCAGACCCCCUGUGUGGAGUCCAGAGGAGGAGGCCCAGCUUCGGGAACUGUACCUCUCCCAUAAGGAUGUGGAAGGUCAGGAUGUGGUGGACGCCAUCUUGGCACAUCUGACUACUGCUCCUCGAACACGCAAGCAGGUCAUCCACCAUCUGGUUCGUCUGGGACUAGCUGACAGUGUUAAGGACUUCCAAAGGAAAGGAACCUCUGUUGUACUGUGGACGGAAGAUCAGGAGCUAGAGCUGCAGCGGCUUUUUGAGGAGUUCCGGGAUUCAGAUGAUGUCAUGAGUCACAUCAUGAAGAACAUUACAGCCAAACGCUCACGGUCUCGAGUAGUGGAUAAACUUCUGGCCCUGGGGCUGGUAGCUGAGCGGCAGGAGCUGUACAAGAAACGCCGGAAGAAAUUGGCACCCUCCAGCUUGCCCAAUGGAGAGGACUCCCUGGAACAUUUUUGCCAAGAAGAUCUGGAAGAAGAGGAAAACUUGCCAGAGGAAGAGAAUGAAGAGGAAGAAGAGGGCUCAGAAACAGAAACAGCCCAGGGUAGCUCAGUCUUCCCAACUGAAAACCUUGGGCAAAGCCUGCGUCAGGAAGGCUUUUCUGCUCCCCUCCUGUGGCUCCAGAACAGCCUGAUUCGCAUAGCGGAUGAUCGAGAAGAGGAUGGCUGCUCCCAGGCAGUUCCAUUAGUGCCACUGACAGAAGAAAAUGAGGAAGCCAUGGAAAAUGAACAGUUUCAGCAGCUGCUGCGCAAGCUAGGGGUUCGGCCCCCUGCCUCUGGGCAGGAAACCUUCUGGCGAAUUCCAGCCAAGCUGAGUCCCACCCAGCUCCGGAGAGUAGCAGCUUCUUUGAGUCAUCCAGAGGAAGAGAGGAAGCUGCAGCCAGAACCAGAACCUGAAGCUCCUGAAGAACAAGGGCAAGAGGAGGGGCACCGAGCACAAGCUCUGAGAGCCCUCCUGUUAGCCUGUAAAAGGAAAGCAGGCCUGGAGUCCCCAGGGGAGGAACAAGCUGCAGAUGGGAAAGAGCAGCUGAAGGCAGCAGCCAGGAAGCGACAACUGCUGGACAGUGAUGAGGAACAGGAAGAAGAUGCGGGCAGGAGCAAAGCAUCAGAGUUAGGAGCUCCAAGAAUCCAAAAGAAGAAACGGUUUCAGAUUGAGGAUGAAGAUGAGAACGACUGAAGAGCCAGAAGCCUGGGGGUAGAUACAGGCCUGUUCAUAGACAGCGAGUUUAAGGCAGAGUUGAGAGGGUCAUAUAGGACCCAGGAACUCUUACUGGACAGAAGCAGUGGAGUCCUGGCUUCCCCAUGGAUUUAAGGCCCAGGAAUUUCAGGAACCUCUGCACCCAGAUCUUGCUUCUUCCAGUUCUAUCACCAUGCCACAAUAGCUCCUUGGAGAUUUAUCACUCUUCUUCUAGGAUCCACUCCUUCUCUUUCUCUUCUUGGUUAUUAGAGCCCCCUAGCAGAUGAGAGGGGUAAGUGAAAUAUAGACAGCACCCUGGACUCUUCUUAUUAGACUGCUCCUUCAGACAGGGAACAUUUUAACAUCAUGACGGGCGGGGGUUUUGUACCAUUUUUAGAAGGACAUUGAUAUGCCCCUGUGAUCACCCACUAGACACAGAUUGAGUCCAAUUCCUGCAGUUAAGGUUGGGUUGGGAUGAGGUACCCUCCAGCUGAUGAAAUGUGGUUUGUUUGUGUUUUGCAUUGAAUUAAACAUGUAAAAUUAAAAG